This is a messenger RNA of Pneumocystis jirovecii RU7, 498 nucleotides long. RefSeq lists its product as uncharacterized. Lineage: Eukaryota; Fungi; Ascomycota; Pneumocystomycetes; Pneumocystales; Pneumocystaceae. The record is from RefSeq and is a predicted model, not a curated record. Bases 1 to 498 code for a protein of 165 amino acids. The transcript is spliced from 3 exons.
AUGAGUGAUGACAAAUUAAAAAAGAAAAAAACAACCUAUUCUGAUAAGAAACGAAAACAAACAGAGGCAAUAGAAUAUGUAGAAAAUAUAGAGUUUAAUGAAUCUAUUUUUGAGAAAGAUUCAGAAGGAAAUUUUAUCUAUAGUGAUAAGGCUAGUGAUCUUUUAGAAAAAUUGUUAAAACGAAAUGUUUCGAUAUCUUCAGUAGAUUUUAUGUUUAUUUGGGUUUAUGUUGAUGAAGAGCCUUUUCUUCAUGAGGUUGCAAAUAUUCUUGAAGUAAAAAAACCUUAUAAACUAAGAGAAUGGUAUGCAAAUGGCAUAAAAUUUUUAAGUCUUGAUAUUAGAAAUCUUAAAUUUGUCAAUGACAUUAAGAAAUGUGUGGGUUGGGAUGAUGCUACUGGCUGCAAUAUCAAAACUUGGACAAGAUACUGGCUUCCUCCAUAUAUUACAAAUCAAAAUACAUCUAAUAAUACAAGAAAAAACAAGAGAAAAAAGAAGUAA